AUGACGGUCGAGUUUGUGGUAAACCUGGAAAAUCACAAGAGAAGAAUUUGGAGCAUCUGCUGGAGCCCUGAUGGGAAUUUCCUCGCGUCGGUUGGAGCGGACAAGUACAUAACCAUAUGGGUUAAGACAAAUAAAGACAAAAUAAAAAAGACAAAUAAAAGCAGUAAAAUUUGGAAAAAAUUUAAAAUGUUUGAAGAAGGGACACACAAAGCAGGCAGCAUCGAAUUUGAUGUAUAUGACAUUAUAGAAACGAAUCACGAAAAGUCGCUCCGGCACAUAGAAUUCUCCCGAGACGGAAGCUUUUUCGUUGUUGCAUCAUUCGAUUCGAAGUGCUCCAUAUAUAAAAAAAAUAAUAAUGACAAAUGGGUUUUUUACAAAUCUUUGGAGGGGCACGAAAAGGAGGUGAAGUGUGCCUCCAUUCACCCCACCAACAAGUACAUAGUAACUUGCGGAAGGGACAAAAGCAUAUGGAUACACGCCAAGACGGAGGAGGUCAGUCGGAAGGAGGAUGACCAAGGUGUAAUUGCUUCAAACGGGGGGGAAGCCCACCCGAAUGGGAUUCACAAUGAGGAGCAGACAAAAGAGGAUUCACAAAAUGGAGCGAAAACGGAGGCACAGUGUGGCAACCCAGGGGAAACUCACCCCAACGCAGAGCCCCAAAAUGUUAAUAACGACAUCGACGCUGACGCCGACGUGGACGUCGAUUUCGACUUCAGCUUUGACGCGUACCUAACGGCGCACUCCGAAGAUAUAAAGUUCGUCGCCUGGUGCCCUCUCAGCGAAAAUACAUUCAUCUCACUUUCGUAUGACAACUCUUUAAAAAUUUGGAGCAAACAGAUAAGCGAGUGGAAUUGCAUACAGACCUUAAAUGAACACACAUCUGUCGUGUGGUGUGUUGCCUUCAAUUUUGACGGCUCUGAAUUCGCUACCUGCUCAGAUGACAAAUCUAUAAGGAUUUGGAAAAGUGAAAAAAAAAUUUGGUACAAUAAACACAAGUACCCCUUUCUCUACCAGCAUAUAGUAAAAGACGCAAGGAAAUCAUCAAAUGAAAGCUCCUUGUGCUCGCUUAUAAAUAAGUCGAAUGGCACAUUAGGGGGUAGUGCCGCCACUGCGGUGAAACAGGCACUCGCGAAUGAUAGCCGCGGGUAUAGUAACCAUAACAGUAAGGACAGUGCAAAUGGGAAAGGGUCCAACGAUCGAAAUUUUCUCCAAAAAACAACAAAGCUGUUUCGAAAGAUAAGAGAACCGAUGACCCAAGGGGGGGGUGACAAAACAUCCGAUGCUCCAUCUAAUAUGCCUAUAUUGGAUUAUUCAAAGGAUGACAAAGAGGUGCAGGCGGCCUUGAAGGCAGUCGUGCAGAAUAACUUCGUCCCACUCUAUUUCGACCAUGGCCUUUUCAAAUUUGUUUACAAGUACGCAGAUGUGGAGGGGGCAUUCGCACAGGGGAAAGGUUCCACUGAGAAGAGGGAGGAACAAGGAGGUCACACGGAAAAGGAAUCCCCUAACGGGGCACACCCCAUCGAGAAAAACGAACCGAGGAACGACGAGUGCAUCUCCAAGGUGUCCAAAGAUGGCGGCGAUCAACCGAACACACACAGCGCAGAAGUGGAGCACAAAAACGACGCGAACGACGUGUCACAAUUGAGCAACGGGGAAAAAACUAACAAACAGAGUGGAUGCACCACCACGCAAGACGAACAGCAAACGAGCAACCCAGUUUCAGAGAACAACGUCUCCUCGAUGAGCGCAAUUCCAAAUCUCAGUGACAAAGAAAAAGAUUUAAAAAACGUAUUGUUUGAUGAUUGGAAAAUUAAGCACGUGAUAGAAGGAUACCACAAGAGGAGCAUUAGCUACCUGGACUGGAAUGCGUACGAGGAUUUAAUUGCAGCCUCUUCCUUUGACAACUCUUUGAAAAUAUUUCAGAAGAAUUUGGACACGUGGAAUUUGAUAGAGAAUAUUGAAAACGCUCAUUUGAGUGACGUCAAUUGUGUUGUGUGGUGCCCGCAGAAGUACCAGGACUACUUUUUGCUGGCCACCGCCGGCGACGACUGCGUCAUUAACAUAUGGAAGUACACCAAGGGGUGA
Molecule: messenger RNA, 2085 nt
Organism: Plasmodium vivax (malaria parasite P. vivax)
Lineage: Eukaryota; Apicomplexa; Aconoidasida; Haemosporida; Plasmodiidae
Product: WD domain, G-beta repeat domain containing protein
Exons: 1
Coding region: 1-2085 (694 amino acids)
Biological process (GO): iron-sulfur cluster assembly
Cellular component (GO): cytosolic [4Fe-4S] assembly targeting complex
Molecular function (GO): protein binding
Source: RefSeq, a predicted model, not a curated record